This is a messenger RNA of Liolophura sinensis, 4036 nucleotides long. RefSeq names its product peptidyl-prolyl cis-trans isomerase G-like. The transcript is spliced from 20 exons. Gene Ontology annotation, molecular function: cyclosporin A binding; peptidyl-prolyl cis-trans isomerase activity. The record is from RefSeq and is a predicted model, not a curated record. Bases 39 to 3890 code for a protein of 1283 amino acids. Gene Ontology annotation, biological process: protein folding; protein peptidyl-prolyl isomerization. NCBI's taxonomy places the organism in Eukaryota, Metazoa, Mollusca, Polyplacophora, Chitonida, Chitonidae. Gene Ontology annotation, cellular component: cytoplasm; mitochondrion.
UUCCAGGUCGGCAUCAAUGUCGAGGGAGUAGCGGCAGGAUGACUGUCAAGAAAGGGUAUAGGCCAAGAUGUUUCUUUGAUGUAGAAAUUGGUGGGCAACCAGUUGGAAGAAUAAUAUUUGAGCUGUUUAGUGACAUCACUCCAAAGACAUGUGAAAACUUUAGAGCUUUAUGUACAGGAGAGAAAGGAGUCGGUGAAAAGUCUGGAAAGCCCCUCCAUUACAAAGAUGCCCCCCUUCACCGAGUUGUGAAGGAUUUCAUGGUGCAAGGUGGAGAUUUCACCAAAGGUGAUGGAAGUGGGGGCGAAUCUAUAUAUGGAGGAAGCUUUCCAGAUGAAAAUUUUAUUGUCAAACAUGACAAAGACUUCCUCCUUUCCAUGGCUAACCGUGGAAAGGACACCAAUGGUUCUCAGUUCUUCAUAACUACAAAGCCAGCACCACAUUUGGAUGGGGUCCAUGUAGUUUUUGGUCAUGUGAUCAAUGGACAGGAAGUGGUGAAGCUAGUUGAGAACCAGCCAACAGAUAACAAGAGUAGGCCAGUGAAAGAUGUUGUCAUUGGCAACUGUGGAGAGCUUGUCCUUCAGAUCAAGCGUAAAGCGGAAAAGAAAAAGAAGAAAGCUGCAUCAGAAUCAGAAAGUUCAUCAGGAAGCGACUCCAGCUCUGACACAGAAAGUGGAGAAGAGAAAUCAAAGAAAAAGAGGAGGAGGAAAGUCAAGCACAAGAAAAAGGAGUCCAAAAAGAAGAAGGAUAAGAAGAAGGAUGCUGAGAGUGAGAAAGAUGAUGAGAAAAAUGGGAAGUCUGAGCCAGUUACCACAGUAUUUGGGGAUAUCCGGCCUGAAGAGAUUCCAGAUGUGCCGUCUCAAAACUUCCUGAUGAGGAAAAGCCCAGAGCAAGAUGCCAGGAAACAGCGUUCCCCUCCAGCAUACAGAAGAAAUACCCCUGCCCAGAGAAGGCCUUACUCUAGGACUUACUAUUCCGCCUCUGGGCGGAAGAUAAAAGGGCGUGGGACAAUUAGGUUCCGCUCACGCAGCAGAAGUCAGACCCCACCACACUGGCGAAAAGAAAUUGAUCGUCUUAAACCUGCCUCUGCUCUGGAUGAUCUGGAUGAUCCUGUCGAUGUUGACCAGAGCAGUCGCUGGGGUCAUGAAGAUCCCUUAAACCAAGGUCGUGAGGAAAGACUGUCCAGGGGUUCCCGCAGAGGCCAGGAAAACAGAGGCCAUGAGGGCAGAGGUCGAGAAGAUAGAGAUAAUGUAAGAGGGAGAGAUGAGCAUGAAAGGCGUAGAAGUGAUGAUGCAAGGGGAGUAAACCCUAGAGCUGGUCGCCUUAGUGGAGAGGAAUGGGAUAGAAAUAGAGACAAUGUGCAGCGUAGGCACCAGGACUUGCGACAAAGAAUGGAGAGCAGUGGUUCCCGGCUGACUGACCGCUUUCAGCAAGGUCAGGCUGAGGGUGACACUCAGGAGACCAGGAGGCCAGAUCCAGCAGAGCAGAGGAAAGGAGGGGAGGAGGAUAAACACAAAGAGAAGGAUAAAAAACACAAAAAGCACAAGAAAGAAAAGAAGGUCAAGAAAUCCAGGGAUGAUGAAGAUGACUCUAAACAUGACCACUCCUCCAAGAAAGACAAGAAAAAAGAGAGACAUGAAUCAGAAUCCAAGCAUAAACCUGAUGACGGGGAGGAAUCUGGCAGACGAGACAGAAGGAAGAGUAGGUCAAGAUCAAAAUCCCCAGCAAGGAGGAGAGCACCCUUGUCAAGAUCGCCCAUAAGGGCUGGCCGCCAGAAAUCAAGAUCAAAGUCAGCCUCUCCAGUACGGCCAAGGUCUGAUCGUAAAAGUUCUCAGUCCCACACCACAGACAAGAGCAGGGAAGAUCGUAAACAGAGGUCAAGUAGGAGAUCAAGGUCACAUUCAAGGUCAUCAUCGGCUGGUUCACAUGGACGUCGAAGGUCAGGAAGGAUAACCUCGUUGGAUUCUUCAAAGAGCAGAAGCCCGACCAAAAGGUCACAACCUUUUAGGGCUCGUAAAGAGAAGUCUGAGAGUCCACCUCCCACCCACUGGAGGCCGGGGAUGAAGCCUUUACAGCAACACUCACGAGAGGACAAAAGAGAUCCUGAAGGAGAUAUUCGCAGAAGUUCACCCGACAACCCACCAGCUAUAACCAAGGUGACAGGUCCAGCGUCAGAAUCGGACAGCAACCCUCCUGACCUUUACCCUAUGUCAAGGUCACCCAUGGAGGUUGGUGAAAGUAGUGGCAGACAGCAGGAGAAAGUGGAAACUUCUAAUGGCUUCAGUGAGAUGAAAUUCACCAUUGACAUGGACAAUGAAGUAGAGCCAGCUGUGAGAAGGAGUGACUUGAUACCUAAAGCGAUUCCCACUACCCGUAGGGAAGUGUCCCCACCCUCAGAGGAAGGGGAGAGGAAAAGUGGGUAUAGUUCUCCUUCAAGGUCACGCUCAAGGUCACGCUCUCGUUCUUCCUCCAGAUCUUCGUCAAGCUCAUCCGAUAACCAAAAGUCUUCCAAGAAAAAAGACAGAGUAGAGGAAAGAUUUAAAUGGCAGCCCCCUCCUGACCCGGAGAUUGAGCACGAAGAAGAACGAGACACCAAAACACAGACAAACAUUGUGAAAGAUGAGCCAGUAGUGCGCAUCAAAACUCCACCUCUACCACCAAUAGACAAAGUUGCUGAGGCUACCAAGGAGCUAGCAGGAAAACAUGUGAAGCCGCUGAAACCAGCUGACAGAGGUUACGGUUGGCUUAAGGAUGCUGGACCUGAUCCCAUUGUACACAUAUCUGAAGUGCCGUUACCAUCAGAUCCCUUACCCCCUCCUGUUAAGAAGACUAAAACUCGCUCUUCCAGCGAGUCCUCUUCCUCCCCCAGUCAACCACGUGACUUUAAAAUAGAUAUGUACAGCGAGGACAGUGUAAGCAUGGAUGCAUUCACUAAAACGGCAACUUACAGCCCCAUACCAAUAGCCAAAUCCCCAACAUCCCAGGUCUCACAACACAGCAGCGUUCCCCAAAACAUCCCUUCACAAAUACCAGGAGUUAUCAGUCCGAGUCGAGAUAUACCCUUGCCAGGGGAGGCACAUCCACUAGACAGCAGCUUCAGCAAACAAAGCAAACAACAGUCACCUGGCAGAAAAUUAACCAAGUCUCCAGGUUCAAGCCGUAGUCAAUCUCCCUCCCCAAGGAAGAAGUCUACAUCUCCAGUCAGAGGAGCCUUCAAGUCAAGUAAAGGGCGAAGGUCUAGAUCGGAAUCAAGCGAGGCACCUCGUAAAGGUUCAAAAUCCAAGUCGCCAUUGAAAUCAAGAGUUUCGAGAUCCAGAUCUCCACCAGGAAAAUCCAGCUCCCCCAAAAGGAGGUCAAAGUCACCAAGGAAACGAUCUGUGUCACCUAGGAAAUGGUCAGGUUCACCAAGGAAAAGAUCUUUUUCACCGAGAAAACGUUCAGGAUCACCAAGGAAACGGUCGUUUUCACCAAGAAAGCGGUCAGGAUCACCUUGGAAACGAUCUCACUCUCCUAGAAAGCGCUCCGUUUCACCAAGAAAACGAUCCAUUUCACCAAGAAGACGAUCAAAAUCACCGAGAAGAACAUCCAGAUCUCCAAGGAGAAAGUCAAGGUCUAGGUCUCCAAGAAAACGCUCUUUGUCAAGGUCGCCAAAGCGACGUUCAAGGUCAGGUUCUCGGCGCAGGAGAUCUAGGUCACCGCGUCGAUUUUCACCCGUGGCUCGUCGCACAGGUAGACGCUCACGAUCCAGAUCCAGAUCGCCACGACGACGCUCUCCACCACGCAGAUCACCCAGGAGGUUUUCAAAUUCAAGGUCAGUGUGCUCUGUUGCUGGUACAAAGGGUGUUGUAGCUGCUUUUUUCUUUAACAUUUUGAGUUUAAAGGUGACAAGAUAAAGUGUCACCAAACUUUUACUGGGUUUAAAAAAAAUCUAAAAAAAUACUUAGUGUCGGUUUAAGGUAAGUCUUUCAGUGGACAUAAACAUUAGUCAGGUGCUGUCUUUCACUUUAAAAUAAUUGAUCCAGGCUAUGCAGGUCCUUUU